UCAGAAACUGUUUAUAGUUGUCAAAACAAAAGAAAAUAAAAGAUACCAGCAUACACAGAAAAUUGAAGAAAAAAAAUAUUUAUUAUAAAUUCGACAAUUGAGAGAUUAUUUUAAAUAUGAGAAAAACCAACUUUUUGAGUUCUGGGGGAUCAAGUAAAUACAGUUCCGAAAAUAUACAAAAUCGAAUGAAAGAUAUGGUUUUUCAUGAAUCAAGAAAAAAAUCAGUUGUUUUCAAGCGGAAAUCUUCUGAUUCGGCGUCAUCUAAGCUAAAACAACAAGAGUCCCUGACUCAUGAUAAAAGAAGUGUUAAAGUUACUGAAGAUGAAAGCAACAUUCAGAUUCCUGAUUUAAAUUCUAUCAUUGAAAACAAAAUCAAAAAAUUCAAAGGUGAAGAGUUCAUAUACCUAACAUAUACGGUACCAAAAAAUAGUGAAUAUUUUACUCCAUACAGUUUAGCAGAAACCCAAUUCAAAGAUAUUCCCAGUAAAAGUCAGUAUUAUACAAUGAGCCGACAUGGAGUUACAUUUUGGAGUCAAGGCGAAAAUUAUUUCACCGAGUUGAAUCAGUGGCAGCGAGAGUUUCAAAUGUACAUACACAUUGUUAAGAUAAAAUCUUUUGCAAAAUUUAGAAUGUGGAAAGGCUUUAAAGUCUGGGAGAAGACUCUCAAAUGGAGGAAAUACGAUGAAGCUUAUACGUAUUUAAGUGAAAAUUUAUUCUAUGCUAUUCCUCAUUUGGCCUCGGCUGCUCUACAAUUGCGUUCUGAUUUUUAUCAAAUGCAAAACUUAAACUUUAUUAAUGUUGAAGUUAUUGAGGACUGGCAACCCUUUUAUUUUAUGGAAAUUCACAUGAAAAUAUACGAAGAAAUGAAAAUGAACCUAAAAUAUUUUCGUGAUAAAGCUCGAAAAUAUAUUUACGAUGCUUGCCAUGGUGCAAUUAUAGCGAAAGGAUUCUUUCCUACCGAUGAAAUUGACUUCUAUCCUUCAGUGAAAAAGAUGCGCGAAGCAAUGAGUUUUAUGGACCGUGCAAGAAAAAGAGGUUUUUGCAAACUUCUCUGCAACUUUUUAAACUAUUGUGAUCGAAUAGUUCUCAUAUUAUUGCACACAAUUACUCGAAAUAGUUUUGAAGCUCUUGCUAAUGCUCUGAGGAUACAUGACGAAUUAGGACCAACAGUGGAAGAAUUAAAAUCUGAGUUGGGAGUUGGCAUUGAAGUUGAGGCCCAGCGACCCAGUUAUAGCCCACAGAAUCCUUUCUUCAUGGCGGAACUUUUGCUCAAACCUGAAAGUGUGGAUAUUGAACCAUCGGAAGAUGCAAUGAAAUCAAUAUUUCAUCAAUUGACUAAUUUGAUACUGGAUUCUGUUAUGGAGAUAAAAAGUUUUACUGAAGAUGCAACUUAUAAAAUUUUUACUGAGCCAUCAAUUAUGGGAAGACAAGAAGAGCGCCUAGCAGAACCACCUCCAGACUUGGCAUUUCUAUUUCGAAUUGAUAAAGAAUUCCAAGAAAAUCGAAAAUUCAUAUUUUCUGUUAUACGGAGUGCAUAUGAAAAAGUUUAUCUUUAUGCUGAGAGAUUUGAAAUGAUUCGUUUAAACUAUGAAACUGAUGCCAAAACAGAUGCAAGCGUUAUUAGAAAUGAAAGAAGUCUUGAAGCCCUACGAGCAUUUUGUGAACGCUACCAUGCUAAUAUGCAUGCAAUCGAUGGUGUACUAUCUCAUGUUAAUCUUGGUUUACUUAAACUUACACAAAGUAGUUUCAAGGAUACCAUUACACCAGAAUGUUUGAGACUUCUUAAUGUUCUAGCAAUAUAUUUACCCAAACUGGCCGUCUCAGAAGUUGAAAAAAUUCAACUUAAAGCUGAAGAGUUUAUUGCAAAAAUUACAUCAGCUCCAACCACAACUACAGAAUUGGUAGCACAUUUAAGAUAUUUGACAAAUGUAGAAGCAGAUUUGGAGAUUCUGUUUAAAGAAGUUGAUUAUGCCCAUGAUUGUUUUAUUCUCAUUAAAGAUUUUAACAUAUUCAUUGAUCAACAGGAAAAGGAAAAAUAUAUGGAUACUGAAGACCUUGUUGUGACAUGCAAGGAGACACUGCAGGAAAAACAAGGUGAAAAAGAAAUAUUUAUUCAGCAAUUAAAUGCAAUUCUUCAAGAGGAUAUAAAAAUGAUAUUUGAGGAAAUUCGUGACGUAGCUGCAGAGGUUCAAGAUUUCAAAUUUUUAGACAAAAAAUCUGAUCCUGAUGAAACCAAACUUCAACUUGGUGCUCUUUUAGAACGUCUAAAUGAAUGCCAGGAAAAAGCACAAGAAUAUCGUUCAUAUCAAAAAGAUUUCAAAAUCGACGUUACACGUUACGAUGAAAUGGAACAUGCAUUUCAAGAAAUUCGAAUGCGACAAAAUCUCUGGAACAGCUUAGAAGAAUGGGAAACUUCAUUGGAACUCUGGCAGAAAUUAGGCUAUCAAAAUUUAAAUGUUGAGAAUAUGAGCAACUUAAAUGCGAAAAUAUUGAAAAGUUGCAUUCAAUUCGAAAAGUAUUUACCUCCAAAUGAAUUGGUACCAGGUUUGAAAACUAGUGCUGAACUAUUUCGAGAAAAACUUCCAGUUCUGGGCUAUUUAAGAAAUCCCAAUCUAAAAACACGUCAUUAUACUGAAAUGGAAAAUAUACUUGGAAUCAGAAUUUAUCACGAGGAGAAUAUACUUAUUUCCACCUUCGAAUCGGCUCAUGCAUUCGAUGAAGAAAAUUCCAACCAACUUAUGGAUAUUUCCUCACAAGCAACUGGUGAAGCUCAGUUAGAAAAUAUGCUGAGAAAUAUUGAAAACAUUUGGAAAGAAACUGAACUUUUAAUUGUUCCACAUCGGGAUUCAAAAGAUGUUUUUGUUCUGAUGGGGACUGAUGAGUUGCAAGUUGUUCUAGAUGAUUCCAAUGUCAAUAUCAAUACAAUAGCGGCAUCAAAGUAUGUGGGGCCAAUUAAGUCUAAAGUAGACGAAUGGAUUUCAAUGAUGGAACAGUUUGGUGAAACUAUGGAGGAAUGGAGUAACUGUCAGACAUCGUGGAUUUAUCUAGAAGCAAUAUUUGCUUCACCUGACAUUCAAAGACAAUUACCAAAUGAGGCUAAAAUGUUCACUAUUGUCGAUCGAAGCUUUAAGGAAAUUAUGAGAAAUGCUCUCAAGGUUUCACUAGCUCUUCCCGUAAUGACAAAUGUUGAUACUUACAACACUUUUAGGGAACACAAUCGAAUGUUAGAUAGCAUAACGAGAGGUCUUGAAGCGUAUUUAGAAGUCAAGAGGGUUGUUUUCCCAAGGUUUUAUUUUCUAUCAAAUGACGAAUUACUUGAAAUAUUAGCACAAACCAGAGUUCCUCAAGCUGUUCAACCACAUUUGAGAAAAUGUUUCGAUGCUAUUUCAAAACUUGAAUUUGGACAAAAGGAAAGUGGAGAUGGUGGCAAAAUGAUUGCUACAAAUGACAUUGUUGCUAUGCUCUCACCUGAGGGUGAAAAAUUACUUUUUGGAAAAGGACUUAAAGCACGCGGUGCUGUCGAAGAAUGGCUGAGCAAGGUUGAGGAAGCAAUGUUUUUGGCUGUUAAAAGAUAUAUGAAGUUUGGUUAUCAGUGCUAUCCUGUCAAAGAACGACACAAAUGGUUUGAAGAUCAUCCAAAUCAAGUUGUUCUAACGGUGUCACAACAACAAUGGGCAGCUGAAAUUCAUGCAAUAUAUGAUGGACCAGAUGAAAAAAAUGGCAACAUCCUUAAAAGUCUGAAAGCAUUCGAAAAGAAAUGUUUUGAUAAUUUAUCUGCGUUAGCAGCUAUUACACGGAAAGAAAUUACAAAUCUUCUAAGAAAAGUUCUUUGUGCUCUUAUAACGGUAGAUGUUCAUGCCAGAGAUUCAGUUACCAAUUUGUUGGAAAAAAACGUUGUCAAAUCGACUGAUUUUAACUGGUUAAAAAUGCUACGUUUCUACUGGCAGGAUUCUACCGAAACCAUGGUAUCACAAAUGGCUUCAGCGAAAAUUCCCUAUUACUAUGAAUACCUUGGGGCUGGUGGAGUAUUAGUACUUACACCUUUAACUGAUCGAUGUUAUUUGUGUUUAAUGGGGGCCCUGCAAAUGGACUUGGGUGGUGCACCAGCUGGUCCAGCUGGAACUGGAAAAACUGAAACGACAAAAGAUUUAGCAAAAGCUGUUGCCAAACAGUGUGUGGUCUUUAAUUGCUCAGAGGGUUUGGAUUUCAAAAUGAUGGGUCGAUUCUUUUCGGGCUUAGCCCAAUGUGGAGCCUGGUGUUGUUUUGACGAAUUCAAUCGUAUCGAUAUUGAAGUACUUUCUGUCAUAGCUCAACAAUUGAUUACAAUUCGAAAUGCAAAAGUUGCAAAUGUAAAAAGGUUUAUUUUCGAGGGUCGUGAGAUUAAGUUGAACAAAUCUUGUUCGGUUUAUAUAACCAUGAAUCCUGGCUAUGCUGGACGUACAGAACUCCCAGAUAACUUGAAAGCUUUAUUUCGUCCCAUAUCGAUGAUGGUACCGGACUAUGCCUUAAUAUCCGAAGUUAUUCUCUACUCGGAAGGCUUUGAAGAUCCCAAAGUUUUAGCUCACAAAAUGGUUCAAAUGUAUAAAUUAUGCAGUGAACAGCUUAGCCAGCAAAACCAUUAUGAUUUUGGUAUGCGUGCUGUGAAAAGUGUUCUCGUGAUGGCUGGUUCUUUGAAGAGAUCAGCUCCAAGCCAAAGAGAAGACAUAACAUUGAUAGCAGCUCUUCGAGAUUCAAAUAUUCCCAAGUUUUUGGCUGAUGAUGCUUUUCUCUUUCGUGGAAUUCUUUCGGAUUUAUUUCCUGGUGUUGAACUUCCAGAUUCAUCACAUCCAGAAUUACAACAAGGAAUGGUGGUUGGAUUGGAGGAGAAAAAUCUUCAACCGGUUCCAUCGACAAUACGAAAAUGCAUUCAACUUUAUGAGACCAUGUGUGUGCGAUGGGGUGUUAUGCUGGUUGGUCCAACUGGUGGUGGAAAGUCAACUGUUUUGCAUGCUUUGGAAUAUGCUUUGACAUAUUUGUAUAAAAAUGAAGUUUCAGGACCUCAUUUCCGUGAAGUUGUUAUUCAAAAACUUAAUCCAAAGUCAGUCUCGAUGAAUGAGUUGUAUGGUUAUGUGAAUCUUAAAACAAUGGAAUGGCAGGAUGGACUUCUUGGAUUAGCAGUCCGAACUGCUGUGAAUAACGAAGAUGAAAUUCAUCAAUGGAUUGUAUGCGAUGGACCUGUAGAUGCUGUAUGGAUCGAAAAUAUGAACACUGUUUUGGAUGAUAACAAAAUGCUUUGUUUGGCCAAUUCUGAAAGAAUAAAAUUAACCCCGUGGGUGCAUAUGGUAUUUGAAGUACAGGACUUGGCACAAGCUUCUCCUGCAACUGUUUCUAGAUGUGGCAUGGUUUAUGUCGAUCCUGAGGAGUUAGGUUGUUUACCACUAAUACAAUCGUGGAGAAAUGGAUCCAUAUCCAAACUUUUAACUCCUGAACAAUUAGAAUUCAUUCAUAAUCUGUUCAAAAAUUAUUUCGAAAAAUUCAUAAAAAUAAGCAUUAAGCAUGGAACUUUUCCAAUUCAUCAAGUGGUUACUUCGAAAACUGUUCUAUGUUGUGAGCUUCUGACUGCUUUGAUAGAAACUUUGAAAAUAACAUCCUUGCAACUUGACAUAGCUAAAAGCUUAUUGACUAAGCUUUUCGUUUGGUCAACUCUUUGGUCUGUGGCAUCUAACUUUAGAGAAGAGUCACAAGCUGUUUUUGAAAAUCGAAUGCGGGAAGUUCUAUCUGAAGAAACAAUUCUGAAAGAAUUACCAGAGGUCUCAAUUUGGGAAUAUCGUGUCAAUUUGGAACAAAAUCAAUGGGAAAAGUGGCAAACAAUUCUUGAACCUUUUAAUUUUAAUCCAUUAGAUAAAUAUUUUGAUAUGCAAGUUCCAACUGUUGAUACAACAAAAUUUGGAUAUAUUUGCCAGUUAUUAUUUCUAAGAAAAUUUCCAGUGAUGAUAACUGGCGACACAGGAGUUGGUAAGACUGUGCUUGCAAUGGCAACUCUAAAAAAACUAGCGAAACGGAAUUUCGUACCUGUUUUACUUAAUUUUUCUGCACAAACAAGCAGCAUUCGAACACAAGAAAUGAUAGAAGCACAGUUAGAGAAACGAAAAAGGACUUUAUUAAGUGCACCGAUUGGAAAAAGUGUGAUAAUAUUUAUUGACGAUGUUAAUAUGCCUAAGCUUGAUACUUACGGCAGUCAGCCACCAAUUGAACUUUUGAGACAAUUUUUGGAUUGCAAAGGAUUCUACGAUAGGGAAAAACUUUACUGGAAAGAUGUGAUUGAUGUUGCUCUUGGUGUUGGAUGUGCUCCACCUGGUGGUGGUCGAAAUCCACUUACCCCAAGACUUGUUCGCCAUUUCGCGUUGCUUAAUCUUCCCAAGCCAAAUAAUGACACACUAACAACAAUAUUUGCUGGGAUUCUAUCUGGCUUUCUAAAUGAUUUUUGUGCAGCUAUUCGCCCACUUGCAAUACCACUUUGCAACGCACUUGUCGAAGUCUAUUCUCGAAUAGCUGAAGAAAUGCUCCCGACUCCUGAUAAAUCCCACUACAUUUUCAACUUGCGUGAUUUAUCCAAGUGCGUUCAAGGUAUUCUUCAAUCGGAUAGCUCGAACUAUAGCACCGAUUUGCAAAUGCUGCGAUUAUUUUAUCAUGAAAAUAUGCGAGUUUAUUUUGAUCGCUUAAUCAAUAGCGAUGAUGAAAAUGCUUUCAAGACACUCAUGUCAGAAGUGUGUGAAAAACAUUUCAACAAAAAAGUUGUUGCUGAAGGUGAAGUUGUAUUAUUUGGUGAUUUUAUGAUUUUCGGUCAGAAUCGUGCCGAAAGAAUUUACGAAGAAAUCAAAGAUUUUGAAAAAUUAGAAAGUAUACUGAUGGAUUUUAUGGAUGAUUAUAAUUCAAGUACUGGUAAAGACAUGAAGUUGAUAAUGUUUCAAGAUGCAUUGGAACAUACUGUACGACUAGCUCGUCUUUUACGAGCUGAUCGUGGAAAUGGACUUUUAGUGGGGGUAGCAGGAAUGGGAAAACAAUCUCUAACUCGUUUAGCAGCACAUGUCAAUGAAUACAAAUGUUUUCAAAUUGAACUAAGACGAAAUUACGAUAUUGUUGCUUUUCAUGAAGAUUUAAGAGCUCUUUACAGAAUAGCUGGUGUUGAAAACACUCCACUUGUUUUUCUAAUUGUCGAUACACAAAUUGUUGAGGAGGAAUUCCUAGAGGAUAUUAAUAAUAUUUUGAAUUCCGGUGAAGUGCCAAAUCUUUUUGAAGGUGAUGAAUAUGAAAAAAUUAUUUUGGAUUCCCGUGAAUCUUGUAACGAGUCAAAUAAAGCUCAAGGUUGUUCAAGAGAUGAUAUUUACAAGUUUUUCAUAAAUCGUGUAAGGAAUAAUCUUCAUGUUGUAAUUUCAAUGAGUCCAGUUGGUGAUGCAUUCAGAAGACGUUGUCGAAUGUUCCCUUCAUUGGUAAAUUGUACUACAAUUGAUUGGUUUUCAAGUUGGCCAGCUGAAGCACUUUACUCAGUUGCCAUUGGUGUGCUUCAAGAUGUUGCAGAAAAACAAGAAGACCGGGAGCGUCUAGCUAAGACUAGCGUUUUUAUGCAUAAGUCUGUGGAAGAAGCUUCUGUGCAGUUUUAUAAAGAAAUGAAACGUCACUACUACACAACACCAAGUAGCUAUUUGGAAUUGCUUAAGCUCUACAAGAGUAUCCUCAAAAGUCGCACUGACAUAAUUGUUGCUAAACGAAAACGCAUUUCAAAUGGAUUAAAUAAGAUUCUUGAGACAAAUAGAAUUAUUGCUGUAAUGCAAAAAGACCUCGAAGUAAUGGUUCCUCAAUUAGAUGAAGAAUCAACAAAAAUGAAAGAACUUCUAGCUAAGCUCGAAAUUGAUACGAAAAAUUCAGAUGCUGUCAAAGAAUCUGUUGCCAAAGAUGAAGCUGUAGCUAAAGAAAAAGCUGAACUUUGUCGAACUAUAGCCGAUGAUGCUAUGAAAGAUUUAGAAAUUGCAAUGCCAGCUUUGCAAGAAGCUGAAAAUGCCCUAAAGGGUUUGAGUAAAGCUGAUAUAAAUGAAAUAAAGGCAUUUACUACUCCACCUCAACUAGUACAAUUUGUAAUGGAAGCUGUUUGUAUUUUACUUGGAGCUAAACCAACAUGGGCUUCUGCAAAGUCUAUUAUGGCUGAUGUGAACUUUUUAAAACGUUUAAUGGACUAUGAUAAGGAACACAUCCCGGAAGCAACUCUUAAAAAAGUUAAAAAUUAUAUUGACCAUAAGGAUUUUGUACCUGCGAAAAUUGAAAAAGUAUCUAAAGUGGCUAAGGGUGUAAGUUUAUGGGUAAUUGCAAUUGAUAAAUUUGCAAAGGUCUACAAAGUUGUUGAGCCUAAAAUAAAACGUCAGAAGUCUGCUGAAGCUGAACUUAAUGAAGUAAUGAAAGUUUUGCGGACCAAACAGCAAGAACUCGCUGACGUAGAGGCAAAGAUUCAAACUCUCAGAGAUUCAAUCGAAGUGAAAAGUCGUGAGUUUAAAAUCAUUCAAGAUAGCGUCGAUCUAACUUAUGGAAGAAUCAAUAGAGCUGGUCGAUUAACCUCAGCUUUAGCUGAUGAAGAAAUUCGUUGGAAAGAAACUGUAGAAGUUCUCAGUAAUGAACUUUGGGCUGUUCCCGGCGAUGUACUUGUAUCAUCAGCUUGCGUUGCAUAUCUUGGGGCAUUUUCAGCAGAUUAUCGAAGAAAUUUAACUGAUAUUUGGGUUGCUGAGUGUCAUAAAUAUGAGAUUCCUAGCAGUGUUGAAUUCAGUCUUUUAGCAACACUUGGAGAUGCUUAUGAAAUGCGAUCUUGGACCAUGGCUGGGCUUCCAAGAGAUACAAUUUCAGUUGAGAAUGGACUCUAUGCUACGAGAGCAUUAAGAUGGCCACUUAUGAUUGAUCCACAAGAACAGGCUAACCGUUGGAUAAGAAAUCUCGAGAAAGGCAAUAAUUUGUAUGUGUUGAAAAUGACUGAUGGAAACUUUUUGAGAAUCUUAGAAAAUGCAAUACGUCAAGGAUUCCCUGUAUUACUGGAAGAUAUUGAUGAGACAGUUGAUCCAGCUUUGCGACCAAUUCUACAACGUGAAACAUUCAUUCAGGAGGGAAGAGUUUAUUUGAAAUUGGGUGAAGUUGUUAUCGAUUAUGAUGACAAUUUCAAGUUGUACAUGACAACAAAGUUAUCAAAUCCACAUUAUUUGCCAGAAAUUUGUAUCAAUGUAACCUUAGUCAAUUUUCUGGUCACUGAAGCUGGACUUGAAGAUCAGCUUUUGGCGGAUAUUGUAGCUAUUGAGCUGCCAGCACUUGAAAUUCAACGAAAUGAUCUAAUUGUAAAAAUAAAUACUGACAAACAGCAACUUUUAGCCUUGGAAGAUAAAGUUUUGAAACUUCUUUUCCAUUCAAAAGGUAAUAUUCUUGAUGAUGAAGAAUUGGUGGAAACACUUAACGACGCCAAGGAAACAUCUCUCAUCAUCGCUGCUCGACUAAUUGAUACUGAAGAAACAGAAAAAAUGAUAACAGCGACAAGAGAAAGAUACCGAAGCUUAGCAUCACGUGGGGCAAUUCUAUAUUUUGUAAUUGCUGGGUUGGCAGAAAUCGACCCAAUGUACCAAUACAGUUUGAAAUAUUUUUCAAUGGUUUUCUGCAAUGUUAUUCAAGCAGAACAUCCAACAAUGGAUACUGAGGAGCGUAUUGCUCAACUUAAGGAAGAAGAGUUAAAGGCUAUGUUUUUAAACGUAUCUCGGGGCUUAUUUGAAAAUCACAAAAUUAUUUUCAGCUUUAUUUUGUCACUCGCCAUUGAAAAACAGGAAGGACGAUUACAUUCAUCAGAGUUUAAUUUCCUUACCAGAGGUAUAAUUGGAACUUUCGAUAUGAAAUCAAAACCAGAUUCUGUUAUUAUGACAUCACAAGAGUGGUCGCUAUGUUGUUUUAUGGAUCAAUCUUUUCCGGAAUUCAAAGGACUUUGUGAAGAUGUGAAGAAUAAGAUCACAAUAAAUAUUGAUGAGUUUAAAGAGGUUUUUAACUUUGGAAAAUCCAAGAAUAAAAGUAUCAUUAAUUGGAAUGCACAACUAUCAAACUUUCAAAAACUCAUGUUAGUUAAGGCCUUCCGAAAAGAAAAAUUCACUUCUUGUGUAAGUGCGUAUGUGCGCUCAACAAUCGGGUCCUAUUUUGUAGACAUUUCUGGGGGAAGUCAACUUAAAAAUGUGUAUCUAGACACAUCGAAUAUCACUCCACUGGUUUUCGUCCUUUCAAGUGGUUCAGAUCCAAUGGCAGGAUUUUUGAAAUUUGCUGAAGAAAUGCAAUACACCGACAAAUUUUAUUCCAUAUCGUUAGGUCAAGGCCAAGGUCCAAUAGCUGAGAGUUUAAUUGAGCGCAGCCUCAAAACCGGCCAUUGGGUAUUCCUACAAAAUUGCCAUUUAGCAACAUCAUGGAUGCAACAAAUGGAAAACAUCGUUCGAAGUAUAACUUUGGGCUUGACAAAAGCCCAUUCAGAUUUUCGUCUAUUUCUCUCAUCUAUGCCAACGCGAUCUUUUCCAAUUAGUGUUCUUCAAAACUCUGUCAAACUUACAAAUGAACCACCCAAAGGUAUCAAAGCCAAUGUUCUGGGUGCACUCGCUGAUCUUCAGAGAGACUUUUUCGAACAUCACAUUCUGGGCGCCAGAUGGAGAGCUUUAGUUUUUGGAAUUUGUAUGUUUCACUCGGUGAUUUUGGAGAGAAGAAAAUUCGGUCCACUUGGUUGGAAUAUAAUGUACGAGUUUAAUGAAAGUGAUCGAGAAUGUGGCAUAAAAACGUUGGACGUAUUCAUUGAUCGAAAACAAAUGGCAGCUGAAGAUAUACCAUGGGAAGCAAUUGCUUACAUAAACGGUGAAAUCACUUGGGGUGGUAGAGUUACUGAUUAUUGGGAUCUGCGUUGUUUGAGGACUAUUUUGAAGACAUUUUCUUCUCCAAUUAUCAUUGAUGUCAAUUACACAUAUAGCAGCAAUCCCUUCUAUCGGAAUCCAAGAAGAAAAACUCUUGAAGAAUAUCGGGAAUAUGUACAAACUUUUCCAACUGAAGAAGAUCCCGAACUUUUUGGAAUGAAUAAAAAUGCCAAUAUUGUUUUUCAAACAAAAGAAACCGAUUUCUUUAUAUCGACACUAUUGCUGGGACAGCCAAAGGCCGCUGGCGACGAAGGCCAGUCUGCAGACAACGAAACAUGUCUGGAAGUUAUUCAAAAAAUAAAAGAUGUAUUGGUUACGCAAAUUUCUAGAGAAAAUAUGCAUCCAACGCUGUCGGUUUUGGACGAUAAGGGUCAAAUUCCUUCCCUUACCACUGUCCUAAUUCAAGAAUCUGACCGUUAUAACGUUUUUUUGAAGAUCGUUCACGAUAGCUUAAAUAAUUUAAACAAAGCUAUUAAAGGAUUGGUAGUUAUGUCGGAAGCACUUGAGGAGGUGUUUUGGUCGCUGUUGAAUAACUUUGUUCCAAAGAUGUGGACUGCUAAAAGUUUCCUUUCCAUCAAACCUCUGCCAAAUUAUAUAGCUGACUUUCAGCGAAGAAUUGAUUUUAUGCAAGAUUGGAUCGAAAAUGGCACGCCACGCUCGUAUUGGCUAAGUGGUUUAUAUUUCCCCCAAUCGUUUUUGACAGGAAUUCUUCAAACACAUGCCCGGAAAUAUCUUUUACCAAUUGAUGUUUUGAAAAUUGAUUUUUCGAUUACGGAUACUGUUCUGGUGCAGCAAGACUUCUUUGAAAAACAUCAGAAAGGAGAAGAGGACCAAGAUUUGUAUGCAAAUUUGAAGAUACCUGAUGUAGGAGUCAUUGCUCAUGGAAUUUUUAUUGAAGCCGCUCGAUGGGAGCAAACACAAGGAGGACUUUGUGAUGCCCGGGAAGGCGAAUUGUACUCUCGUUUACCGGCAGUUCAUUUCAUUCCUGUUAUCAAACUAGAUUCUGGUGAACGUUAUGAUGCCCCACUUUAUAAAACACAAGCUCGUUCAGGAGUUCUAUCUACAACUGGGCAUUCGACAAAUUUCAUUUUGUCAAUUUUAUUGGAGAGUAAGAAGCCACCAGAUUUUUGGAUUCUACGUGGCACAGCAUUGGUAUCAGCGGUAUCUGAAAAUGAUUCAUAAUUUCAUUUUUAUUUUUACUUGAUGUUAUUUAUAUUAUUAAAAAUUCAAUUUUUUUUUUGUAGAAAAAAAUUGAGAUAACAUUUUAAAA
Messenger RNA from Episyrphus balteatus (marmalade hoverfly), 12207 nucleotides. It is a transcript of the gene Dhc16F, whose product is annotated as dynein axonemal heavy chain 6. The transcript is spliced from 40 exons. The record is from RefSeq and is a predicted model, not a curated record. Gene Ontology annotation, molecular function: dynein intermediate chain binding; ATP hydrolysis activity; dynein light intermediate chain binding. Lineage: Eukaryota; Metazoa; Arthropoda; Insecta; Diptera; Syrphidae. Bases 117 to 12119 code for a protein of 4000 amino acids. Gene Ontology annotation, cellular component: dynein complex. Gene Ontology annotation, biological process: microtubule-based movement.